UUUUUUCCUCAUUCGACCGAGGAAAAAGGAGUACCUUCUUGUGUUGAAAUUUAUGUAAAUCUCUGUAAACAUUGUUUGGAAGAAUAGAAUACAUUCAAGCAACACAGCUUCUACAUCCUCUAGUCAUUGGCGUUGUGCUGUUGAUAUAUGCUAUUGUACCGGAGCCAAGGAAGAAGCACUGUCGAUUCAAACAGUACACUAGGAAUAGCAGGGUGGCAUCAGAGCACUGUCGAAUCAAUCGGCGGAUGGCAUGAGAUACAUUGUCAAAUAAAAAUAUACACUGGGAGUGGCAGGGUGACAUGACCUCGGUAGAGUUGUUUCACCUAAGACUGGUGAAAACAAGCGGAAUCUUUGCUAGUAGGGACGUCAGAUGUUUGCUAAUUUUUGUUCUAGUUGUUAACUUUUGCCAAGUGGAUGGCUGUGAAAGACGCAGAUACUAUUAUUGUGGUCAGAAUUCUAGAUGUCGUUUCAAUAAACGGUCUAUAGACAACCAACAAAGGAAACAAAAUGUGAAUGGUGACGGGAACAGAACUUACAGUAUCACAAUUCGAGAAUGUGAUCCGUGUAACUUCAAUACAUACGAUGGUGACCGGGACGGAAAAAUCACCAUGGAAGAACUUCAGGCUAUACUCUGUAUCAAAAGAGAGACCAGUGCUCUUUUUGCAGACAUAGAUGUAAUUCCAGAAGAUGGAGUAAUAAACACCAACGAAUUUUUUUCAAUGGUACCUCUGGUUGUACCUGAGUGUUCAGUUGUGACAAGGAAUAACGCCUCAUGUACAUUUCCGGAGAAGGAUGACAUAUAGCGGCCUUUUUUCCUUAAGGCUAUUUGGUUUUUAGCGCUUUAUUAUUAUUAUUUUUUUUUUUUGAAAUAGUGAAAAUUCAAUUUAAAUAUUUAAAAUGUGUAGUACUAUUACCGUAUUCGUCUGCCAAUCAUUCCAACGAGAAAAUUCAAGUAUAUGCACGAAUCGUUGUUGCUAGUGACCAUUCAAUCCGAACAACAGGUCUGUGACUAUUGUGCUUUUGUGACAGGAUGGACGUACCUAGGACACUAACUACUAGAACAACUUAACACCCAUUACAAUAUUUACAAGUUUAUUUACAGAAAAUGAUUAUUUACAAUGAAUGAAGGAAAGAAGAAAAAAAACUUAUUAUAAGAAAAGAACGAACAGAAAAAAAAUAAUCUGAGCUCAGUAUCUAUUCUUAUCAGAUGUAAAGUCCUAAAACUACAGUUAAUAGGGAAUUAUCUGAAGUCAGAAUAUGGUUUUUAAAUAAGAAAACGGAUGUUUUCAUAUAUGCUUUUUUCUGUGACGUCAUGUAUGUAUUUCAUCUUCGCUUGUCAUAAAAAGGAAAAAUAUAUCUACAAA
Molecule: messenger RNA, 1364 nt
Organism: Mercenaria mercenaria
Lineage: Eukaryota; Metazoa; Mollusca; Bivalvia; Venerida; Veneridae
Exons: 5
Coding region: 300-803 (167 amino acids)
Molecular function (GO): calcium ion binding
Source: RefSeq, a predicted model, not a curated record